AUGGCUCUCUCUAAGCUGCCGAAAACCUUCCAGCUAUCGUCGGAAUUGAAAAAAGGAUAUUUUCCUCAUUUGUUCAAUACAAGAGGAAAUAGAAACUAUGUCGGGAAGUUACCAGCCUUAGAAUUCUACAGUCCGAAUACUAUGAAAACAGAAGAACUUGAAGUAUUUCUAAAAUGGUACGGAGAACAUAAAAACGACAUUUUUGAACUCCAACGUGAACUUUUGGAGUAUUGCAUCAGUGAUGUCAAUAUCCUGACUGAGGCUUGUCUAAAGUUCAGACGUUUUUUUCUCAUUGAAAGUAAUAUUGAGCCAUUCUUAGAAGCUACGACUAUAGCUUCUUCAUGCAAUCUGGUGUACCGAAGAAAUUUUCUACAGUCGAACACUAUUGGGUUAAUACCCAAAAAUGGAUACAGGUGCGUCGAUAAUCAGUCAACGGAAGCAAUUAAGUGGUUGAUUUUGGAAGAGCAAAGUCGAAAAAUCAACAUAAAACAUGCUGCUAAAGGACGUGAAGCCAUAAUUAACGGAGUUAAAGUCGAUGGUUUCUGCGAAGAAAAUAAACAAGUUUUUGAGUUUCAUGGUUGCUACUAUCACGGUCAUCCUGCUUGUCUUAAACAUAAACGAGACGAACCUCUAUCUGAUAAAGAACAACACGAUACGUUGAAUUACAGAUACGAGAGAACGUUGGCCAAAACAGCACGUUUGAGAUCGUUUAAUUAUGAAGUGAUCGAAAAGUGGGGUUGUGAAUUUGAGACCCAACUUAGUUUUCUAAAAGAUGAAGAGUUAAAUUUCAUAAACAAUCACCCACUUGUACAGAAUGCCCCGUUAAAUCCACGAGAUGGUUUCUUUGGAGGAAGAACUGGGAAUACAUUUAAUUACUACAAGUGUAAGGAAGGUGAGCAAAUAAAAUACAUUGAUGUAUGUUCACUAUACCCCUGGGUAUGUAAAAAUGGGAAGUUUCCAGUUGGACAUCCAAAAGUUCAUACAAGUAAUGAUGAUAUUUGCUCUAAUAUGCAACUUGAUGGUAUCAAUGGACUCAUUAAAUGUAAAAUUCUACCACCAGAAAACUUAUUUCACCCUGUCUUACCCCAAAAACAGAACAAUAAACUAAUGUUUUCAUUGUGUAGAACCUGCAGCAGUGAAAAAACUAAGGAAAGAGUUUGUACCCAUUCUGAUGAUCAGAGGGCCUUGUUAGGAGUAUGGGUGAUUGACGAAGUAGUAAAAGCUAUUGAAAUGGGUUAUAAGCUACUAACUAUAAUGGAAAUUUGGGAAUACGAUGUAAUCCAAUAUAACCCUACUGCAGGUACUGAAGGAUUAUUUACCUCGAUGAUGAAUAAAUACCUUAAAAUAAAGCAAGAAGCUUCAGGUUGGCCAAAUAUAUGUUUAUCUGAAGAGGAUAAAAACAAAUAUAUUACGGAUUUUCUCGAGAAGGAAAAAAUCAAGUUAGAAUACUCCGAAAUAACAGAUAAUCCUGGCAAGAGAUCACUUGCCAAGCUGAUUUUAAAUUCUUUUUGGGGUAAAUUUGGACAAAGAGAAAAUCAACAAAAAACCUGUAUUAUUAAUAAUCCUUCAGAUUUGUUUAAUUUGCUUACUCAUCCAUCUAUAGAAGUUUCACAAAUUCUACCAAUUAAUGAAAACAAUAUUGUGAUAAGCUUCGAAAUGAAAGAAGAAGCAGUUGAAACUCUAUCAACUGUUAAUGUUUCUAUUGCCGCAUAUACCACAACUCAAGCUCGCCUGAAAUUAUAUAGCUACUUAGAAAAACUUCAGGAAAGAGUUUUGUACUACGACACUGAUUCCGUUAUUUAUGUUUGUCGUCAAGGAGAAUUCGAUCCACCUACUGGAGACUUUAUCGGUGAUAUGACAAACGAACUGGAUUGCUAUGGUCAAGGAAGUUACAUUACCGAAUUUGUAAGUGGUGGACCAAAAAAUUAUUCUUACAAAGUAUACAGCACAAAGGAUAAAAAAGAACACACUGUCUGUAAAGUGAAGGGUAUCUUCCUCAAUUAUGAAUCUUCCCAAAAAAUUAAUUUCGAUUCAAUAAAAGAAGCGGUUUUAAAUUCUUCUAUACAAGAAGAUUCUGAAGAAAGUAUUGUCAUAAAAUCUAAAAAUAUACGACGUACCAUAGAACAUCAGGUAGUUACUGUAGAAGAAGUCAAAACAUAUAAACCAAGAGCUGAAAAACGUCAAUUUUUCGACGAUCACAGUUCUCUGCCGUACGGAUAUAAAAGGAAAAAACCCAACCCACCUUCAUCAUCAUCAUAA
Messenger RNA from Eupeodes corollae, 2259 nucleotides. RefSeq lists its product as uncharacterized. The coding region runs from base 1 to 2259 and encodes 752 amino acids. The transcript is spliced from 2 exons. Lineage: Eukaryota; Metazoa; Arthropoda; Insecta; Diptera; Syrphidae. Gene Ontology annotation, molecular function: nucleotide binding; DNA binding; DNA-directed DNA polymerase activity. Gene Ontology annotation, biological process: DNA replication. The record is from RefSeq and is a predicted model, not a curated record.